This is a messenger RNA of Sciurus carolinensis (gray squirrel), 7608 nucleotides long. It is a transcript of the gene Zbtb16, whose product is annotated as zinc finger and BTB domain containing 16. The record is from RefSeq and is a predicted model, not a curated record. Gene Ontology annotation, molecular function: protein binding. Gene Ontology annotation, biological process: negative regulation of transcription by RNA polymerase II; regulation of cytokine production; regulation of immune system process. The transcript has 7 exons. NCBI's taxonomy places the organism in Eukaryota, Metazoa, Chordata, Mammalia, Rodentia, Sciuridae. Bases 395 to 2416 code for a protein of 673 amino acids.
GUGGGCAGGGAGCCGGGCUCGGCCGCCAGCACUAAAGAUGGAGAGGCGCCGGGGCCUCGCAGGGGAGGGGGCUCGGCGUUGACGUGGGACGCGGCGGAGGCGCCGCAGCCGGUGGUGAUUUGCUAACCUCGCGGCAGAGAGGAGUUGAGGGCGAUGAGAGCGGGUACUGCGAACUGCCGGGCGACGCCGCCGCUGCCGCCGUGAUACCGAGAGCAACAGUUCCCCAGCAACACCCCUCCCCGACACAGGCACACACCCCCCAGCAGGCACGCACACCCAUCCCACAGCGCCCAGCUCGGCAGCGCCCUCUCCAUUGGCCCGGGAAGCCCACCCUGCCCCACCACGCAGAGCACAGAAGGAAAGAGAGCCUCAUGCCUGAACCGAGGGGAGCACCAUGGAUCUGACAAAGAUGGGCAUGAUCCAGCUGCAGAACCCUAGCCACCCCACAGGGCUGCUAUGCAAGGCCAACCAGAUGCGACUGGCUGGGACUUUAUGCGAUGUGGUCAUCAUGGUGGACAGCCAGGAGUUCCAUGCCCACCGGACAGUGCUGGCCUGCACCAGCAAGAUGUUUGAGAUCCUCUUCCACCGCAACAGCCAGCACUAUACUCUGGAUUUCCUCUCCCCAAAGACCUUCCAGCAGAUUCUGGAGUAUGCAUACACGGCCACACUGCAGGCCAAGGCGGAGGACCUGGAUGAUCUGUUGUAUGCAGCGGAGAUCCUGGAGAUCGAGUACCUGGAGGAGCAGUGCCUGAAGAUCCUGGAGACCAUCCAGGCCUCCGAUGACAAUGACACGGAAGCCACCAUGGCUGAUGGCGGGGCUGAGGAAGAAGAGGACCGCAAGACUCGGUACCUCAAGAACAUCUUCAUCUCGAAGCAUUCCAGCGAGGAGAGUGGGUAUGCCAGUGUGGCUGGACAGAGCCUCCCUGGGCCCAUGGUGGACCAGAGUCCUUCGGUCUCCACCUCAUUUGGUCUUUCAGCUAUGAGUCCCACUAAAGCCGCAGUGGAUAGUCUGAUGACCAUAGGACAGUCUCUCCUGCAGGGAACUCUUCAGCCACCUGCAGGGCCUGAGGAACCGAUGCUGUCUGGGGGUGGGCGGCACCCUGCGGUGACUGAGGUAAAGACAGAGAUGAUGCAGGUGGAUGAGGUACCUGGCCAGGACAGCCCUGGGGCAGCUGAGUCCAGCAUCUCAGGAGGGAUGGGGGACAAGAUCGAGGAGAGGGGCAAAGAGGGGCCUGGGACACCUACCCGAAGCAGCGUCAUUACCAGUGCUAGGGAGCUGCACUAUGGACGAGAGGAGAGUGCUGAACAGCUGCCACCCCCCGCUGAGGCUGGUCAAGUACCCCCUGGCCGACAGGAACCUCCGGCCCCUCCAGUGGAGAAACACCUGGGCAUCUACUCCGUGCUGCCCAACCACAAGGCUGACGCUGUGUUGAGCAUGCCGUCUUCAGUGACCUCUGGCCUCCACGUGCAGCCUGCCCUGGCCGUCUCCAUGGACUUCAGCACCUAUGGGGGCCUGCUGCCCCAGGGCUUCAUCCAGAGGGAGCUGUUCAGCAAGUUGGGUGAGCUGGCCGUGGGCAUGAAGUCAGAGAGCCGGCCCCUCGGGGAGCAGUGCAGCGUGUGUGGGGUAGAGCUUCCUGACAACGAGGCUGUGGAGCAGCACAGGAAACUGCACAGUGGGAUGAAGACCUACGGGUGCGAGCUCUGCGGAAAGCGGUUCCUGGAUAGUUUGCGACUGAGAAUGCACUUACUGGCUCAUUCAGCGGGUGCCAAAGCCUUCGUCUGUGAUCAGUGUGGAGCGCAGUUCUCCAAGGAGGAUGCCCUGGAGACGCACCGGCAGACCCACACUGGUACGGACAUGGCUGUCUUCUGUCUGUUGUGUGGGAAACGCUUCCAGGCACAGAGCGCACUCCAGCAGCACAUGGAGGUCCAUGCGGGUGUGCGCAGCUACAUCUGCAGUGAGUGCAACCGCACCUUCCCCAGCCACACCGCCCUCAAACGCCACCUGCGCUCACACACAGGCGACCACCCAUAUGAGUGUGAGUUCUGUGGCAGCUGCUUCCGGGAUGAGAGCACACUCAAGAGCCACAAGCGCAUCCACACGGGGGAGAAGCCCUAUGAGUGCAACGGCUGCGGCAAGAAGUUCAGCCUCAAACACCAGCUGGAGACGCACUAUAGGGUGCACACAGGUGAGAAGCCAUUCGAAUGCAAGCUGUGCCACCAGCGCUCCCGGGACUACUCGGCCAUGAUUAAGCACCUGAGAACACACAAUGGCGCCUCACCCUACCAGUGUACCAUCUGCACGGAGUACUGCCCCAGCCUCUCCUCCAUGCAGAAGCACAUGAAGGGCCAUAAGCCCGAGGAGAUCCCGCCCGACUGGAGGAUAGAGAAGACUUACCUCUACCUGUGCUAUGUGUGAAGGGAGGCCCCCGUGGUGGAACAGGAGUGGGAGCCAGGAAAGACGAGUUAGAGUGAGACGAAGUCGAGGAAGGACUGUGCAAAGAGAAAAAGGAAAAAAAAAAAAAAAAAAAGAAAGAAAGAAAGAGAGAAAGAGAAUAAGAGAAAAAAAAAAAGAAAGAAAAAAGGAAAAAAAAGAGAGAGAAAAGGAAAAAGAAACCUGAUAGCUAUUUGACCUUGGAUUCUCUCUGGGGCUCCAGGUGACCAGGAUACCAAUCCACUGUCCCUUCCCUAGAGGCCUCUGCCCUCCUUGGAGGCUGGAGGUUUGCCUGAUUUUGGGGGGUGGGGUGGAGUGGUAUUGCUCACUCACACGGUGGCAUAUUUUUCUCCUCCUUCUCCCAGACCUUCCUCCUGUGUCCAGAAAUGGAGGCUGGGAAGAGGGCAAGAGCUACAGUCUCUACCUGCCCUUUGCCCACUGCCUGCUCAGAAGACGGAGGGAGGGGAGUGGAGAGGGGGCUCCAGAUGGUGGAGGUUCCUGGUCGAUGCUCAAAAUGGCAGCUCUGGCUUGCUGGGGGUGGAUUGGGAAGGGGACGGGCUCUUUCUCUUCCUACCACUCAGUUCAUCCAUUGCUUUCCUCUGCCCUGCCACAUCUGGGUGUUCCCUCUUGGUCUCCGAGAGCCUCCUGGCUCUUCGCCUCCCCAGCCUUGACUGCCAUCCCUUGGGUCUCAGGGGGCUCCCCGCCCCUCAUGGAUCUGGGUGGCCUUGCCCUCUUCCUCUGGAUCCUCAUGGGAAAGCCGUGUCAGACUCCAGAGCCCCUUCCUCCUUUUAGCUUUGAGAAUAUAGAAUAAACCGAACACCCUACCCUGGCCAAACCCAGCCAUGAGCAUGAUUCCUACUGAGCUGCUUUUGCUUCCAAAAUGGGGGAAAAAAAAAAAAAAAAAAAACCUAAAUAUGUUACAUCCCACCCACCAAACACACACACGUCCCUACAACCCUAUUUUAGUCCCUCGGGGAUGGAAUCCACGAAAGAGCUCAUUGUCCAAGGGAAGCAGUGGAUGUCCUCCUCCAGAUGGGCUCUGCAUCUGGAGGAGGGAACAGACACUCUGCCCAGGGUUGGGGAGCUGGCCAGGGGAGGAAGUUGCUGUCAUACUGGAGACCCACAAAGCACAGGGCCUGGGGACCCCAGGCCCAGUGAGCCCAGUGGGAAAACCUGGGUCCAGAGAGUGGCAUGGAAUUCCUGGCUCGUGAGCUCCUCAGUCCAGGGGGAGGAGGAGGAGCUGAAAGCGCUUUGGCCUUGUGUUAUGUUUUGCUUCUUUUCUGUGUCCCCUGUUAGCACAUUGUACUUGAAUUACCUCAGUUUUUUGUGACCUCAUGAGCUUUUUUAACCCCUGUAUCUCUUUUUUGGUUGGGGGUUGGAGGAAUGGGGAGGAUGUUCUGUUCUGUUUCUUGUGUAAAGUGAUAGUUGGCUUUAGACUUCAGCUGGCCAAGGCCCUCCCCAUGCCCUUGGGGACCAGCCUCCCAGCCCACAGGAGCCAGACAGAAGAGUUGAACACUCAGGAUCUGAAUGGGAGGGCAGGAGGAGAGCAAGGAAGAUGGGUGGGCAGAGGAGAGGCAGUGGUGUCUCACUGUCCCCAUGGGACACUCGGGAGUCACUGUCAGCUCUGCUCAUGGCUCACAUCAUCUGUACCCAGCAUUGCUCUGCCUGGAACACUGUGGAGAAAAGUCCCACUGUCCUUACAAUUUGCUGGGUCAUUCAGGCUCCAGGGCCUGUCUUCUUCAGAUCCUUACAACUGUGUGGUCCCAACUCUGUGUGCAUUAUCAUUGCCAAAAUUGGUAUAUUUUUGUGGCUGGUCGGGGUGACCCAGCCUUGGUUUUGUUGCAUUGGGGUGGGUUGUUGUUUUCUAAAAGCUACCUCUUACGUUUGUCCAGCCAUUCUUCUGUUUCUCUCAUGAGUCCCUUCUGCUGCUCUGCCUCCCCUCUUGCCCCAGCCUCCCCACCCUGAAUUUUGGAAAGCACAUUUGCAAUAUUCGUGUAUGCUUUGGGACGGGCCCUCCGUUUCAUCUCAUGCUUUAUGUGAUAAGUUUUUUUUUUUUUUUUUUCGUUUUGUUUUUGUUUUCUUUCCUUUCUCUCUCUGAGAAAGUUGUGGCUGCGUUUUGAUCUUAGGUUUGAAAAAAAAAAAAGUGGUUUAGGGAAGUGAAUUUGGGGAGAAGGGUUGUGAGGAAUAUUGGGAAGUCGGAGGGAUGGGUGCUGCUGUGACCACCCCCCUGUCCCUCGGCCCCAUCCCUCUUGUCCUCCCCUCCAAUCUCGUCCACCAAAUCUGAAGGCCUUAAAAAUUGUGUGUUGGGGGAUGUGGAGCGGGGGUACUGUGUCACAAUAGGCGGUGGCUUAGGGAUGAUAAGGUAGGGAGGAUGCUAUUUUGCAACUAUAAUAAUGACAGUGCUUUGGAAAAGAAAAAAAAAAAGUUAAACUUGAAAUAGGUGACUAGAGCAAUUGUCAUGUUUAUAAUGUGAAAAGAGCGAAAUCUUUGGGGGGUGGGCAGUCUGUAAGAAACAGUUAUGCACUAUGGCUUCGUCUCCCGGUCUGGGAAGAAGGGGGACUCACUGGCCCUCAGGGGAUCUGAAAUCCCAGAAAACAGUAUUUUUGAACAGCAAGAUGUCACUCAACUUUGGAGGGGAAGGGAAAAAAAAAAAUCAAACUAUUCCAUAGAACUAGCUGGCCCCUCACUUCCUCGCCCUUCCCACUCAGCCUGGCCCCCCAUUCAUGAGAGCGGAGAGGGCUGAGCUAACCUUUACAAAUUGUAAUAUUUUUGUAAUAUUUGUUAGUUCCUUCGUCAGUUCUACAGGACCUUGCCCUUUCCUUUUGUAAUGUGAAUAGGACAAAAAAAAAAAAAAAAAAAAAGACAAAAAAAAAACUCAUCACCACCACCACCAACAGCAAGAUACCCUUCGUACGCGUGCUUGCAGGCGUGUGCUGUGUGUGCGGUUGUGUGUUCAGUCAGGCGAUGUUGUUGUAUUCGGGUGUUGCAGUGUUGGAUGGUACAGACUCGGCACCUGCCUGCCCCACCCAUCCUGGGGCUCUGCAGAUCCUAGAGGGAGGUGGAGGCAUGUUCCUGAGGGAGCAGGAAGAAGCACCUCUACUAGCUGUGUGCUCCCCACGCAGCCCCAGACACCCCAGUGGAGUCCCACGUGCUUCUUCUCCAGCUUCCUUCCACCCAGAGACUAAACAGUUCUAGGGUUGCCAAGGCCUUCUCGGCCCGGCCUGUGGCCACCAGGCCAGGUGGGAGGCUGUAUGGGGGCUUUCACCUCAUCUGGAGCGCAGGAGUGGGGAGACCAGAAGAGUGUUCCCUCCCCUCUCCUCUCUGCCGUCUGGCCACCACUGCCCUUGGCUGAGUCCUGCAGAAUCCAGACUUGAUACUGCCUUAUCCAGCACCACGAACCACCCCUCCUGGAAAGUCCAAGUUGAUUAAUGGUCCCUUUCCCUACCCAGCUCCUACAAGUGUGUGACAUGACCCUCUCUCAUGUGCUCCUUCCCUAUUCACUCCUUUGUUCAUUCAAAGCAUUAAAAUCCUAUGUGUAUAUAGGAUAGACAAAUUUAUAUAUAGAGAGAUAUAUAUAGCAAGAGAGAUAUAAAAUAGUAACUAUCAUUGCUGCUUUGGGUUGCUUUGGAGGAGGCACGGAUAUGACGCAGGCAGAUCUGGGGCGCAGGGGGGCCCCCAGGAGGCUGGGGGACCUGGUGAUUCCGUACAAUCCAGGGAUGCAACAUGGGCUUGUUUAAUCUUUGUGCCUGAACAGAUUUUCCGUGUUGAAAAGAAAAAAAAAGGAAAAAAAAAAAAAAAAAAGAAAGAAAAAGAAAAGAAAAGAAAAAAAAAACUGCUGCAAUUUUUCACAAGUGUGUGGUACUUUCUGGGUGCUAUGGGUACACCUGCUGUGGGAGGAGAGGCCAUUGGCACCUUCCUGGACGGGAGUGAACAGGGACAGCCUUUGGACUGUUUGUGAGGGGAGGGGGGACUCGACCACUUCCCUGGCAAGCCGAACUAAGGUGAAGACUUGGGGCACCAGAUGUGAGACAGAAAAGCAGAAAGAGAUGAGACUCUGUUGGUUCAUUUUUUUCCCUAGGCCUAUUUUCUUGUCACCUUCCACCACCCCACCAUCUUGUCUCCUCCUUCCUGGAGCUUCUGCUGGCUUAGCUAGAAUGGCUUAGCUUACCUGGACAUUUCAGUGGGAGGACAAACAGUGGGAUUAACCCUGUGCGGUGGGCCAGAUGGGUAAAGGAAAAAGGCAGAGAUGGCCAAAAGAGGCGCAGGACAAAGCAGGGAGGUCUGGUCAGGGAAGAGCGUGAGGAGAACGCGGCGGGUAGGCCGGCAGGCCUGGUAGCCAGCAGCAGCAGCAGCCUCCCCUGUUCUCGGUGGCCCACUUUGCAGACAGGGUCCCAAGCCUCCCAGUGUGUAUCAUAGUAUUUGUUCACAUAGUGUUAUGCAUGAUCCUCGUAAGGUUAAGAAGCCGUGGUGGUGCACCAUGACAUCCGCCCCAUAUAUAUAAAGAUAAAUAUAUAUAUAUGUAUGUAAGUUAUAGCACUGAGGGCCCUGUGGCCCUGCUGGACCAAGCAAACUAAGCCUUUCGGUUUGGUAUUAUGUUUGUUUUGUUUUGUUUGUUCUGUGGCUUGUCUUAUGUCGUGACAGCACAAGUGCCAGUCCGAUUGCUCUGUAUUACAGAAUAGUGUUUCUGAUUCAUCAAUGUUCUAGUUAAUGUCUACCUCAGCACCUCCUCUUAGCCUAAUUUUAGGAGGUUGCCCAAUUAUGUUUCUUCAAUUUUACUGGUUACUUUUUUGUACAAAUCAAUAUCUCAAUCCCUCUCCUCCUCCCUCUCGCCCUUCUCUCUCCCUCCUCCCCAGCCUUGCCCUCCAGCUCCUCCCUGGCCCUCCUCCCUGGGGUCCCCUCUCCUGGUCACCCCCUCUUCCCUCCCUUCCUCUUGCCACCCCGCGCCCCCCACCCCCAGGUCCUGCUUGCCAGUUCUUCCUGUUCUCUGAAGCAGUUCACUCAGAGUUGUCCUGGUUGCAGCUUUCCGCAUCUGCCUUGUUUCGUGUAGAUUGAUGCGUUUCUUUGUAAUUUCAGUGUUUCUGACAAGAUUUAAAAGAAAAAAAGAAAAAAAAAAAGAAAAAAUGAAUUUACUGCUGCAGGUUUUUUUCUCUCUCCAUGUGUCACUAAGUGAAGUUUGU